This is a messenger RNA of Medicago truncatula (barrel medic), 2658 nucleotides long. RefSeq lists its product as uncharacterized. Lineage: Eukaryota; Viridiplantae; Streptophyta; Magnoliopsida; Fabales; Fabaceae. The transcript has 2 exons. The record is from RefSeq and is a predicted model, not a curated record. The coding region runs from base 198 to 2501 and encodes 767 amino acids.
UUCAAAGAAACUGCAUAAUACUUUCUCAUACUUGGUUAUUUUCUUCUUCUCUCUCGUAAAAAACGGUUGAAACAUUAUAACGGUAACUUUUCAUUCAUCUUUCUCCUUCUUCAGGGACAACAUUACUUGCUUUCUUCUGUUCUUCAAAUCAGGGAAAACAGAUUUCUUUGUUGAAUUUCUUAUAUGUGAAAAGAAAAAUGGAAAAAGUUUAUGAAGAGUUGGAUGAAGCAAAAUCUGAGAUUGACAAACUCAAGGCAGAACUAAGAGCAAAAUCAGAUUCACUUGAGAAUUUGAAGAGAUCCCUUAAUGCACAAGUCAACCAAACACAAGAAGCAAAGUCCAAAUCUGAGAAGCUUGAUCAGGAACUGCUUCAGAAGGCGGACGAAAUUGCUGAGGCGAAGAGUUUAUAUGAAAGUCUGAAAGGGAACUUGAAAGAACAAGAGUCCAUCAUCAAACAUCUCAAAGCUGCAAACGAUAAACUUCGAGUUGAUUUCGAUGAAAAGAUUAAAAUGUGGGAAAAUGAGAAAAGAGGGUUGGUGUUGGCCUUAGAGGAAGCAAAUGACAAGGCAGAGAAUCAAGAUCAGCAGGUUUGUCGAUACAGAAAAGAAAUUGAAAGCCUGAAAAGUUGUCUAUCGGUUUCGAAGCAGAAGUGUUCAGAAUCACAGAAGAAAUUAAAAUCAUCCAAAGAACUAAGUGAAAGAGAUGGAAUGUUUCAGAAGUUGGAGGAGGAAAAAGUGAAGUUGGAAGAUCAGUUAAAGUGGAAGAAGGAACAGUUUAAACAUCUAGAAGAAGCAUAUGAGAAACUUAAAGGCCAAUUUAAGUCUAGCAAGAAAGAGUGGGAGAUGGAAAAAUCCACAUUGCUUGAUGAGAUUUCCUCACUUGAAACUAAAUUAGAGUCUCAGAUCAGAAUAUCAGAAGAUCUUCAACAUCAGUUACAGACCUGCCACCAAGCUCUUGCUCAUGUAGAAAGUCAGAAAAAGCGACUCGAAGUUGAAGUUUCGGAUUUUAGGCUGCAGCUUGAUAAUGCUGGUAGCGAGUACCAUGAUGCCAGACUACAGCUUGAUUGUUUAAACUCUGAUCGCGACAAAGAUAUUGUUGAUUUGAGAUAUUCGCUGAAAACAAAAGAGGCGCAUAUUAAAGAAGCAAAGUACCAAAUGGAGAAGCUAGAGCAAGAAAAUCAAGAGUUAAGGAUGUCACUCAGAGAACUACAGGAAUCUCAAAUUCAAGCAGGUGCUUACUAUUCGCAGUCAAAGUUGAGGACCAAGCUUAAAAAUUUAGAACAAACACAUAAAGAGUGUGCUUUGACUCUUAAGGCUAGAGAGGCCGAAUGGGACUCUCGGAUAGAACAAUUGACUGGACAACUGAAUACGUGUCAAUCUGAGUUGGAAGCCAAAAUUGCAGCAGUGGAAGAGCUUCAGAUGGAGUUGGAAAGUUCUCAUUUGAUAGUCGUUGAGACAAGGUUGUUAAAUGAGGAGAUGUCUGUGAUGCUGCUAGUGUUGAAACAAGGAAUUUCUGAGGCUCAGUUAAGGCUUGCCAAUUAUAAAGAUGAGAUGGAUCUGCUCAACAAAGAGAAAGAAAGGGAGAUUUUUCAACUGAUGAAGCAGUUGGAGAUGAAAGAUGAUUCUUUGAUCAGUGCUCAAAAAGGCUUAAAUGAAGAACGCGAGAAAGCAGAGUGUUUGAUGAGGAAGAUUGAGUCCUUUGGAUCCAGCAAAGAGUUGCAGCGCUCACUACAAAAUGAACCUGAGUCUUAUGGAUGUAACAAAGAACUGCAGAACGAACUUGAUAGGUACAAAGAAAUGCUGGAGGAAUCAACUAGGUGUCAGCGGAUCCUCGAAGAGAAGGUUUUGCAGAUCGAAUGUGAAUCAAAAGAACAACUUAGAGAAACACAUGAAGCUUUAGACAUUGCUAUCAAUGAACUGGAUGAGAGAAUUUGCGAAAGAAGUGAAAUGGAAUUUGAAUUGCAAAUAUGGAAGUCAAUUCUUGAUCGUUUGAAGAAUGAUCUUGAAGAAAGCCAUUUGAUGCGUAAAGAACUAGAAGCUUCACUUAUUGCACAAGUAGAUGUUGGUGAAAGCAUCAAGCAAGAGAAAGAUAAGGCUGUCGAGGAGCUUCAGAAAGAGGUUUUUAUGUUGGAACAAGAAUCAUUUAGAAGAGAAUUUGAGAGUGUUGUGAUUGCAAAAAGCACAAUGGAAAGAGCCUGUGAGCUGACUGGAAAUGCAACAGAACUGUCCUUAGAAAGGGAAAAUUUGUUGGCUUUUGUUCAAGGGUUGUAUGAUAGAAUCUAUGAGUUGUCUAAUGCAGACACUCAACUGAAGGACAUGUUGAGAAGCAUGGAGGAAUCUUUUGAGAUUGAUGGUGCUGGAGUGAAUUUGAAAAAGGAUGAUAACUUUUUCCAUGUGAAAGAGAAUAUGUCAGUUCAAGUUUCUCCUGCUAGUAGGAUAAAGAAAGUUGAAGCCAUUUCUGAUGCAAGAUCUCCAUUCAAGGAACUCAAUAGUAGUUGGUAGAGGAAUAAUAGGAUGUGUGCAUGAAAAAGUCAUGUAGUUUUAAAACAUGACCUUUUUUUUCUUUCUUUCUUUGGUUUGUAUAUGGAAUUCCAUUUGUAUUCUACGUAUACUUGUUCAUUUUCAAUGAAUCUUUUCCACUGAGAUUUCUCUUUUUUAA